AUGCUAAACACGCACCGGUUGCACACCGGCACCGUCACGCCCUACCAAGAUAACCACCAUCCAAGCUUCCACAGCGUCGGCAUUGCCUUCAUUAGUCGCCCAAUUGCUUACCCUGCUUGCAACAAUGCACAUGGCCUGACUCGGCAACCGUUUGAAGCAUCUUGGCUCCCAUUUUCGCCCCGUCCGGCUCGCAGGCAGUCAAUGACGAACACGCGAGCUCAUCACACGAACAGCAACGAGACUGUCGACAGCGAACUUAAGAACGUUCCCGGCUCAUCGCGACACAUCACGGACCCAAGACAGGGACUGCCGCUUUCCAGCAUACGAAUCAUCGCACAUGUAAUCCCAAAUGCAGACAUUUCGUUCAAGGCACUGGCCUGGUCCACCAGCCGGACCAUGAGAAGAUUUGCUUGGCCCGUGAGUUGCACUUCCACUGGCGCCCACUGCAACACGACGAAUGACCGGACUUUGGCGGUGAGGAUUGAGGCUCUGCAGGUUGUCAAUGACAGCCUGGAAGUCCUUCAGGAAGCGCAGACUUUGACAUCCCACUGGCGUAUGAUGAGCUUGCCUAGACUUCCACUGGGUAUGGAAUUGGAAAAUUCGUUCAGUUGCGCCCCAGCGAAGGGACGGGACCUUUUGAUGAGACUAAACAGGAGACUUGCCGUGUGGGAUGCAAAGCUUAGCGAGCGAAUAAUGAUGACUGCUUACCAGCGGCGAUGGAGAAGAGCAAUCUUCUCUAAUAAGAACAUGGCCUUCCGAAUCUCCAUCAGUACUCGAGAGUCGACAUCUCGAACAAACACGACAUGCCCAGAAAUCGCAUUCCUUCCAUACUUAGAACAAACCACGAUAUGCCUACAUACACACGUUGACGGCUCCGGCCCCCAAAACCGCCACAUCCCGAACCACUACAUUCCCAUCUUGGAACAACCAAUGCCGGUAUCAAAUCACUACCACGAAAUGUGCCGCAUUUUCAAGAUUGAAUUCGUCCUCCCACUAGUGCAUACCCUCCCACUCACCAACCAAAUACUAUACAUUUCCAAAAAAAAAAAUUCUCAGGCUCUCAGCCGCCAAAUCUCGGCGCUGACUGAGACGGCGGACGUGGACGUGGACCUUAAAAAAAAUCAUUCCGUUCCAACACGUUUAUUUUUAAGAAUGAGUGGGAGAGUGGUGGGUGGUAUCAAAUCAGAAAAAUGUUUUCAUGUCGGUAUUUAA
Molecule: messenger RNA, 1212 nt
Organism: Pseudocercospora fijiensis CIRAD86
Lineage: Eukaryota; Fungi; Ascomycota; Dothideomycetes; Mycosphaerellales; Mycosphaerellaceae
Exons: 13
Coding region: 1-1212 (403 amino acids)
Source: RefSeq, a predicted model, not a curated record